UUAUACACACUCGUCUGCAGUGUGAGAGUUCAGAGGCCGUUUACAUGUCGUGUUAAUAGAAAUGGCUUCUAUCAUUUGGUUAACGGGUAGGCGGUUGUCUCGACUCGUUUCUCCGUUCGCUCAGGUUGUUGUGCGGCGGCCGGUUCUGCAGUAUGUGUCGGCUCCAGCGCGGUCGGUUCACCGGGGGAGUGUGCGGCGUGCGGCGGAGAAAAACUCGCUGAGCCGGACACGAGUACCGGAGCAACACUUCCUCACUGAACUAGAUAAAGCCGACGCGCUGAUGCUGCGGAAGUCUCAUGAAACAGGAUUUUUGUCCUGGUUCCGGAAUGGUUUGCUGGCGACAGGCAUUGGAGUUAUUGCCUUUGUACAGAGUGAUGUGGGCAGAGAGGCGGGAUAUGCGUUCUUCAUCCUGGGAGGAGUGUGCGUGUCGUUCGGUGGCGCGUCAUACAUUGGCAGUCUUCUGACCCUACGGAGGAUCAUGCUGCUCUCGCUGCCCGCUGUGCUGCUUCACACGGCUGUGGUGUCCAGCGCUGCCCUCUUCUGGCUGUGUGCGGUAUCACUCUACAUCGGCCGCCUGGAGGUGGAGAUUAUUCACGACGAUGAAGACGAGCGUGGAGGAGAUGACGCUGGGGAGUGUGCCGACUGCAGGGCGCGACGCGAGAGACGUGGUGCUGAAAAUAAAGGCCAAGAGAAGUGAGAGAAGAGGAGAAUCUAAGUUGAAAUAACCUUUGUACUCUGACCAAGGACCAGACCUCUUUAUUCAUAAGCUGUUUAAACUGCUUUAAAGGAACAGUUCACCCAUAAAUGAAAAUUCUGCCAUCAUGCACUUAUGUUGUUUCAAAACCUGUAUGACUUUCUUUCAUCAGUAGAAUACAAAAGGAAAUGUUAGAUAGUAGCCUCAGUCACCAUUCACUUUCAUAGCAUCUUUUUUAUCAUACAGUGAAAGCCUUGAGUGUUCCACAGAAGAAAGUUAGUCACACAGAUUUGAAACAGUAUUAGGGUAAAUGUGUAAAUGUGAACCGUUCCUUUAAUAGAAAAGCAAAAACUGCCUUCAGGUCAGUGUAGAGUGGCGGCUUCUACCAACAUUGUUUCGCAGUACUCUAAUGCUUGAUUUAUUCGGUCGAGUGAGUAUUGGUGUUUGUUAUACUCUUAAAUAUGGGCUGUCUCUCUGGCCACAAAAGGGUCAGAGCCAUAAGUGCACAUUUGUCCUUUGUAACAUUACUUUUUUUUUGUAGGAUAUGAAUGCAGGAACAUGAAAACAAAAGAGUGUAAAUGUAAAAUUGCACACACAAAAAAAAUUCCUUUAUCAGUGUUUUUGUCUUAUUUUUCAGUAAAAAUAUCUUAACAUUCUUUAAACAAGAUACAUUUGCUUUCUUUUAGCCUACUUUUACUUAAAAUUUAACAAGACUUAAAAUUAUAGCAAAGAAAAGGUAAUAAGACUUGUUUAGAAUAAAAGAGAAUUUAUCUUGAAUUCAGUAAUUCUUUUUUCUAACCCCACUGGCAGACUUUAGUUUUUAUUUAUUUUUUUUAUUUUAAAGGGAUAGUUCACUCAAAAAUUUAAACUCUCUCAUCAUUUACUCACCCUCGUGCCAUCCCAGAUGUGUGACUUACUUCUGCAGAACACAAAGAUUUUUAGAAAAAUGUCUCAGCUCUGUAGGCCCAUACAAUGCAAGUGAAUGGUGACCAGAACUUUGAAGGUCCAAAAAGCACAUAAAUGCAGCACAAAAGUUACACAUAUGACUCCAGUGGUUAAAUCUAUGUCUUCAGAAGUGAUAUGAUAGGUGUGGGUGAGAAACUUCCACAUUAUUCUUUUGUUUUUGGCGAUUGGCAUUUUUCAUGCAUAUUGCCACCUACUGCGCAGGGAGGAGAAUUCAAUUUUACAUAGUUAAAUAUUGAUCUGUUUUUCACCCACACCUAAUAUAUUGGUUCUGAAGAUAUGGAUUUAACCACUCAGAUGGAAUGGAUUACUUUUACGCUGUCUUUAUAUGCUUUCCGGUCCUUCAAAUUCUGGUCCCCAUUCACUUGCAUUGUAUGGACCUACAGAGAUGAGAUAUUCUUCAAAAAUCUUUGUUUGUGUUCAUUUUUUUUGGUGAUCUAUCCCUUUAAGACUAAACCUCACUAAAGUUCAAAACACUUUGCCAGUGGGGUACAAAAAACUAACUGAAUUUUCUGAAAACAAAAUACAUUUAUCUUGUUUUAAAAAAAUGUACAUAUUUUUAUUGGAAAACAAGACAAAACUACUGAGUAAGUUCACAGAUUUUAUUUAGUGAAAUGCUCCACAACUAACAGUUCUGACAUAAUCACUUUUAUAAUCUUAGGCCACGUCGUCCACACUAAUACACUUUAGUUUGAAAAGGCAUUGAUUUUGCUACAUUUAUGUCUCUCACCCAGAAAAUGAAGGUUUUCGAAAAAGCUCUCUAGUACAGCAUACUUUGUAAAACAAUGACGUUAGGACACUUGAGAGUUUUUGUGGACGUGUGGAUUAGUGAGGACGUGGCCUUGCACACGUUUCUCACAUAGAACUUGUUUAUUCAACCAGCAUUUCUGUAUAAUGGUUCCAAGCGAACUAUUUUUCAUCCCUUUACACCCUGAUCAGGUUGAGUUUAAAAAAAAUAUUUUUUAUAAUUACCUCAUGUCUGUCACAAUUCAGUUCUGAUUUUCUGCGCUAGUGGACGCAGUCGAACUCUGUACAAUCAUGCCUUCCAUAUUUAAUUGGAAGAGAUGGCAUUCUCCAUUGAACUUUGCUUCGAAUAGACUUCUAGACAUCUUAAUGUCCUAACUUAUAGUUUUCUCUCAACAGAGGUACCAAUCCAUAACAAUCUUUGCUCAUUUUUCAUGAAUGAAUCCAAAGUCCAGAUAUUAGUGAACCUUUUUUUUGAGAUACACUGAUUCACUGUAUGGGAGCAUCUGUCUGGAGUGUUUGUACUCCUGUGCAUGUUUACGUUUAAUCAGUUCUGUGAAAUGUAUGACUUAUCCAUGCUGGCUAGUUUUCCUUUUUAAACCAAUACAAAAAUUGUUAGAAUACAAGUAGGAAUAGUUCAAUCUUGUAAAAUGACCUUUUCCUAAUUAAAUUGUUGUCA
Molecule: messenger RNA, 3080 nt
Organism: Myxocyprinus asiaticus (Chinese sucker)
Lineage: Eukaryota; Metazoa; Chordata; Actinopteri; Cypriniformes; Catostomidae
Product: transmembrane protein 160-like
Exons: 4
Coding region: 62-697 (211 amino acids)
Source: RefSeq, a predicted model, not a curated record